Octopus bimaculoides (California two-spot octopus) is the source of this 2483-nucleotide messenger RNA. RefSeq names its product transcriptional adapter 3. Gene Ontology annotation, cellular component: SAGA complex. The record is from RefSeq and is a predicted model, not a curated record. Gene Ontology annotation, molecular function: transcription coactivator activity. NCBI's taxonomy places the organism in Eukaryota, Metazoa, Mollusca, Cephalopoda, Octopoda, Octopodidae. Gene Ontology annotation, biological process: regulation of transcription by RNA polymerase II.
CUUUCUGCCACUUGUCCAUAGUUUACCAACAGAAAUUAGGGUCGUGGAAUUUGAUUGGCUAGUUUUUAAUAAUGGUUAAAAGCUUGUUUUUUAUUGGCGUAUAUUAAUUUUCAUGGCCGACUCAAUGCAUAUUAGAAAGACAUCAUGAAGGGAAAAGGUAAAGGGAUAGGUGACUCAAAAGAUUGUCCCCUCCAAUUUCCAGAUCUCAAACCUGUUGAUCAUACAAAAUCAUGUCCGCUUUACUCAUCAGUCUUAUCACGAACUCAAGAAGAAGGCAUUGGAGGAGAUGAAAUUGACCGCUUACAAACAGAAUUGGAAACACUUCUUGCUUCUGCAGGCAAAAGACUACAGCUGCUACAAAAAGAAAUACAAACAUUGAACAACUGGCAAGAUAAGAAAGAGAAGAAACCUGCACCCGGCAAAGUUGAGAACAGUGUUGUGAAAAAUAAAAAUGAAACUUUGAAGAAUUUUCCUGGUCGUCCAAGAAGCAGAUGGAGGAAUGAGGCUUCUGAUGUGCCAGUCGUAAAACGAGGGAAAGGUGGCAGUGGAGCUGAAGAUAAACCAAACAAAAAAUUCAAAGACAGCAAUGGAAAAGCUACUCAUUGUAGUGGACCAGGAAGGCCAAAGAACAAAAAUUCACAAGUGAAAAUGCCUGACUAUGACAUUUCAGAAUCCUCGGACAUAGCUCGUAGCCAGAAAAAUGAUAUUGUAAAUCGCUUUUGGGCAUCAGUUGAUCCUUACUGUGCAGAAAUCAGUACUGAAGAUAUGAAAGUUCUAGAAGAAGUUCUGGUUACAAUUAAAGAUGAUAGUGAGUUUUUCAAAAUUCCGCCUUUGGGCAAACAUUACUCGGAACGAUGGGCUCAAGAAGAUAUCAUGGAUGAACAAAAAGAAGGUGCCAAGAUCUCUGAUAAACGACGGAAUAACAAUAAUUCAACUGCAACAAAUUCCAAUGAAUCUACCAACCUUUUAAAAAAAUCUGAAAGUUGUUCCAAUGAUGAUUCCCCUUUUGGUCCUCUUACUCAACGACUUGUUACUGCACUUAUUGAAGAACAUGUAAUGGCACCAGUUGAUGAUACGACAGCAGAUAUUAGCACUAAAGAUCUAGAAGAUCCACCAUCAAUUUCUCCAAAGAUGUUAGCCAAACAGCUAAAUAUCAGCAAUGCUGUUCAGCUUGAAAAAAGAAUUAAAAAAGAACUAGAAGAACAAGGAAUUUUGGAUUUUGAUGAAAAAGUCGAAGAUAACCCGGAUGAUGAAAUUCUCUCAGAAUUACGCCGAAAACAGGAAGAACUAAAAGCCAUCAAUCAUCAAAACACAAUAAUGACAAAAAGAUUAAUGAAAUUGGCAAGAGAGGAAAUAGAAUCUCAGAAGCUUAGGAAAAAAUUAGUUGCACUUGAUGCUGAAUUACUUGAAGCCUAUCGUAAAGUUCAAAGUGCCCGGCAGAAAAAGAGACAACCAACCAAGAAGGAGAAGGAUGCAGUUUGGAAAAUUUUGCAUGAUAGGGAGGAUAUCCUGAAGCAACUUGAUGGUUGAAGGUGUAACCUUUAUUUCCAAAUAUAUUGGAAAGAUUAGUUGCAAUUUUCUGCAGUUUUGGAAGAUAUUUUCCUUGACUAAGCAAACCACCAGUUCCUUUCUUUCUACUUCUAGCUCUUUCUGUCUCUGUCUCACUUGUAGGAGCUUGGAUCAACAUUACACUUGUCCCUCUUAUACUGCUACAUAAGUGACACGAGAUGGUUUACCCUGGCUAGUAAAAUGUACCAUUUUGAGAUCUGAUUUAUUUCAUAAAUAGAAGGAAAUUUGAGAUUAAAGAAUAAGAAAAAUAAGAUAAUAUUUAUCUUUUUUUAGUCCAUGUCUUUGUCUGUUGAUUCAUGUAUAUUGGUGUUUACUGCCUGUGUUUUGUUUGUUUUUUGUCUGUUUAAAGUUUUACGAUUUGUCAAGCAUAGAAAAGAAUUAAUGAAGAAAUGUGCACACAUAUUCUUCAUAUGUAUGCACACACUCAUGCAUGAGACAGAAAUAAGGUCUCUGUCUGACUCAGGUUCAGCUACGGUCAGUCUCUAGUUAAGAAACAUUCAAUUAGUGUUGCUCUUUUGCUCCUCUAUUACAUACAGUUAAUUCUUUGGAAUACAUUCGUAUCUCUAAUGGUCAAAGCCUAGGGUUGAAGGAGAGAAAUACCAUUAAGCACCUUGAGUGAAAAACAUUGUGUUUUUCAGUGGGUUCUAAAAAUUCAUUGCUAGCAAAUUUGACUGCCUCUUUGUCAAUUUUGUCUUAGAUACUAUCUUAUAUUGGGAAGAAAAAUAUGCCAGAUAUGAAUUUUUGUAAACAAAUUAUACCAGAAUUGGUUUUUAUGGCUUUGUUCUUGACCAAAAGACAAAAAAGAUAAAUUUUUUUUUAAACUACAUUUUUUUUUUUUGUUUAUUUAAAUUCUAUCAACAUUCUGGUAUUUGUAUCAUCUGUCUAAAAUAAAAUGUGUAUUUAAAUUUAUAUAA